Messenger RNA from Colletotrichum destructivum, 552 nucleotides. RefSeq names its product Putative fatty acid desaturase domain-containing protein. The record is from RefSeq and is a predicted model, not a curated record. Gene Ontology annotation, biological process: lipid metabolic process. The transcript has a single exon. The coding region runs from base 1 to 552 and encodes 183 amino acids. Gene Ontology annotation, cellular component: membrane. NCBI's taxonomy places the organism in Eukaryota, Fungi, Ascomycota, Sordariomycetes, Glomerellales, Glomerellaceae. Gene Ontology annotation, molecular function: oxidoreductase activity, acting on paired donors, with oxidation of a pair of donors resulting in the reduction of molecular oxygen to two molecules of water.
AUGGGUCAGGCCCCUCGAAAGGGCCCAGCAUGGUGGCACAGGCAUCUCGAAAUUGCUGGUCAGGUCUUCUUCUGGUGCUGGUACGGUUACGGAAUCGUAUACAGGUUGAUUCCCAGCAACAUGGAUCGGUUGGUGUUCGUCAUUGUCAGCCAUGUCACCGUACUCCCCCUCCAUGUCCAGAUCACCCUUUCGCACUUUGCCAUGAGCACCGUCGACCUCGGACCGCAGGAAUCCUUUCCCCAGAAAAUGCUCCGGACCACGAUGGACAUCGACUGUCCCAGAUGGCUCGACUUUUUCCACGGAGGCUUGCAGUUCCAAGUGAUUCAUCGUCUCUUCCCCCGCAUCCCUCGACACAAUCUCCGCCGUGCGCAAAAGUUGGUACAAGAGUUCUGCAACGAUGUGGGCAUCCCCUAUGCCCUAUACGGUUUCGUGGAAGGGAGCGAGAAGGUCGUCGAUGCUCUUGGAGAAGUGUCAAGGAAGGCUGCCAUAUUUGCAAAGUGUCAGAGGGAAGUCGCAAGCCGCGGCUUUGAUCUUUCAGCACAUAAACACUGA